AUGGCCAGUUCGAGUUGCUACCCUGAAGGACGACGAUAUAGCCGCCUCGAGCCACCUUACGUCUACUCGGACCGUCAGCAACGAUACUCCAACACUUCUGAAGUACGGACAUCGAACAUGACUGAACGGGAGACCGACACCGAUACUCCGCCCCGCAAGCGCAUUGCCGUUGCUUGCGGUCGGUGCCGUAAGCGCAAGAUUCGUUGCAGCGGAGACGCUGGCAACGGAUUGCCAUGCCAGAACUGCAAGGCUGCGGGCGCAGACAACUGCAUGUUCCUACGUGUCGCCUCUCAAGAAGCACCUUGGGUCCAACCUACAGACCAGGCAUUCUCAUACGAGCUCAAGGCAGCAAGGGCAUACCAAGCCCACCACGCCCUAGGUUCUCCCCUGACUACCUCUCCCACACACUACGCAUCCGAUAUCCAAGACGGCCUUCAACGUAAUGCACAUGGAGGUUACUCGGCGGCUUCAGCAGGUUAUCCCUCGUAUGGUACGGCAAAGUAUUACCCAACCAUGCCCAGCUGGACCUCGCCAGCCACCUACCCUGGUGACGAUGGCACCGGCGUCGACUACAGCGCCAUGGGGUACCCAUACUCUUACCAUAGCCAGGAUCCGGCAUACCUCUACCGCAUGACAGCUGCGGCCAAGGCUGCCCCUAAUGCGGACUUGUAUGUCAAUACAGACGGAACGGGAUACGGCUACGGUAGCGGCGGUGCAGCUCUAGUUCACCGCCCCGCAUCCGCGACAGUCUCGCCAGCCGAGAUGACCAACUUCUCUCUCUCCAACGUUGCUGCUUCCUUGCCUCACUCGGGCGGCGACCGUCUACUUCCCCAUCCAUCUCGCCUGUCGGGCACAAAUAAUGUCCUCGCUUACCGCACAGAUGCGUCUUCGACAGCCCCUUACACGACGUCGAACUCGGCAACAUCUUCCCUCAGCACGCCCUCGAACACUUCCCCUUCGAGUGUCGAAUCAGAAGUGCCAACGAGCUACGAGAACGCCUCAGUCCCAGCUUAUCCUCCCCCUUCUCACACUCUCCCCUCCAUGACCCAUAUGCAUCACCGUCUCUCUGGCGCAGGCGACAUGAGCGGUUACCCGCCUUCAACAAGCAGCAGCGGCGACUCCAUCUUCAGCGCCUCAGAGGCGAGCCUUCGCACGCAAGGGUCCGCAUCAGACCUGAGCUACAAGUACACUGACGCCUCAUCGACUUCAUCUACUGGAAGCGGUCGUCGUGGGAGCGGCGAGACUUCGAGCUCUGGAGGUUCUUUGUCCAAUGGUCAGACUUAUACCGUCACCACACCCUCGUCAGCCAUGUAUGCGGCCUCAAUGGCAAGCCACGGGCGACAUCGUCAUGUAGGGGCCUACGCGCUCCUCUCGGACGAAGUAGAGCAGCAGCAGCAACACGCACACCACCACUCUUCAGGACGGAGGCCUGCGGGUAGCUUGGCUGCCUCCUAA
Molecule: messenger RNA, 1455 nt
Organism: Colletotrichum truncatum
Lineage: Eukaryota; Fungi; Ascomycota; Sordariomycetes; Glomerellales; Glomerellaceae
Product: transcriptional regulatory protein C2H10.01
Biological process (GO): regulation of DNA-templated transcription
Molecular function (GO): DNA-binding transcription factor activity, RNA polymerase II-specific; zinc ion binding
Source: RefSeq, a predicted model, not a curated record